This is a messenger RNA of Tribolium castaneum (red flour beetle), 881 nucleotides long. RefSeq names its product glutathione S-transferase 1. The transcript has 3 exons. NCBI's taxonomy places the organism in Eukaryota, Metazoa, Arthropoda, Insecta, Coleoptera, Tenebrionidae. Bases 110 to 769 code for a protein of 219 amino acids. Gene Ontology annotation, biological process: glutathione metabolic process. The record is from RefSeq and is a predicted model, not a curated record. Gene Ontology annotation, molecular function: glutathione transferase activity.
CUUGACUUAAGUCACAACAAUGGUGCCACGUGACAGGUGUGAACAUACACAAAACAGUCAUCGUUGCUGAUCUCAUUGUAGCACUAAAUUUCAAUGUUGACGGCGUAAAAUGGCCCCAACUUUGUACAUGGUGUACCCAAGUCCGCCGGUUCGAGCUGUUUUGAUCACAGCAAAGGCCAUUGGACUUGAAUUAGAACUCAAAGAACUGAACUUGACCGAAGGCGAGCAUCUAAAACCGGAAUUUCUCAAGAUCAAUCCUCAACACACUGUACCGACUCUGGUUGAAGAGGACGGUUCCGUUAUUUGGGACAGCCAUGCGAUUAUGACAUAUCUUGUAUCAAAAUACGGUCAACACAAGGAAUCCCUUUAUCCCAAAGAACUCCUCAAGCGUGCUAUCGUUGACCAAAGACUACAUUUCGAGUCCGGGAUCGCUUUCCCAAGAAUGCUUCAAAUUGCGGGCCCAAUAUUGCGCAAAGGAAAAACGAGUAUAGAGCCUGAGGAUGUGAAAUUAGCCCAUGAGGUUUACGCCUUUUUGGAAAAAUUCCUCGAUGGGAAAAAAUGGGUAGCCGGUGGUCACGUAACAGUGGCUGAUUAUAGUCUAAUUAGCACUAUUAGUACGCUAGACCUGUUUGUAAGUGUGGAGGAGGAUAUAUUUCCCAAGGUGAAAACGUGGAUGAAGAAAAUGGAAUCUUUGGGAGAGUAUGAAGCGAACAGAAAAGGACUGCAAAUGUCCAAGGAGACUGUGGAAAGCAAACUGACAAAAAAAUGACUACUGACAAACUAAAUUUUGUGAUAAUACAUACUCAUAGGAUUAAUUUAUUUUUUGUAUUUUUAUUUUGUAUGCGAACACGCUUGAGAAAUAAAAAAAAUUAUUCCGCACA